Molecule: messenger RNA, 1749 nt
Organism: Diplodia corticola
Lineage: Eukaryota; Fungi; Ascomycota; Dothideomycetes; Botryosphaeriales; Botryosphaeriaceae
Product: elongator complex protein 3
Exons: 2
Coding region: 1-1749 (582 amino acids)
Biological process (GO): tRNA wobble base 5-methoxycarbonylmethyl-2-thiouridinylation
Cellular component (GO): nucleus; cytoplasm; elongator holoenzyme complex
Molecular function (GO): iron-sulfur cluster binding; acyltransferase activity, transferring groups other than amino-acyl groups
Source: RefSeq, a predicted model, not a curated record
AUGGCGACUGCCACCAUGACCGAGGCCAUCCCCAAGGGCAGACGGCUCCCCAAAAAUGUCAAGCUGCCGCCGGAGAACGAGCGCUACAUGCGCGCCUGCGCAGACAUUGCCAGUGCGCUCAUCCAGGACUAUGAGGCCUCGCUGGAUGGCUCCAAGCCCAAGAAAGACAUCAACCUCAAUGCGCUUCGCGGCCAGAUGGCCAAAAAGCACUACCUGAGCACCCAGCCGCCACUCACUGCCAUCAUCGCCGCCGUACCAGAGCACUACAAAAAAUAUAUUCUACCAAAAUUAAUAGCAAAGCCGAUCCGCACGUCGUCCGGCAUCGCCGUGGUGGCGGUUAUGUGCAAGCCCCACCGCUGCCCUCAUAUUUCCUACACCGGCAACAUUUGCGUCUACUGCCCGGGCGGGCCUGAUUCCGACUUCGAAUACUCGACCCAAUCAUACACCGGCUAUGAGCCUACUUCGAUGCGCGCCAUCCGCGCUCGGUACGAUCCGUACGAGCAGGCGCGUGGCCGAGUCGACCAGAUCAAGGCGUUGGGGCACAGCGUGGACAAAGUCGAGUACAUCAUCAUGGGAGGAACCUUCAUGUCAUUGCCCGAGAGUUACCGCGACGAGUUCAUCUCCCAGCUGCACAAUGCACUGAGCGGGUACCAGACCACCAACGUAGACGAGGCAGUCAUGGCGGGCGAGAUGAGCAACGUCAAGUGCGUGGGCAUCACAAUCGAGACCAGGCCAGACUACUGCUUGGACCAACACCUGAGCGCCAUGCUGCGGUACGGAUGCACGCGCCUGGAGGUCGGCGUGCAGAGCUUAUACGAGGACGUCGCGCGCGACACCAACCGCGGCCACACGGUCGCCGCCGUUGCGGAGACAUUCAAGCUGGCCAAGGACGCCGGCUUCAAGGUCGUCUCGCACAUGAUGCCGGACCUGCCCAACGUCGGCAUGGAGCGCGAUCUCGACCAGUUCCGCGAGUACUUCGAGAACCCAGCGUUCCGCACCGACGGCCUGAAGAUCUACCCCACGCUCGUCAUCCGCGGCACCGGUCUGUACGAGCUGUGGCGGACGGGCCGCUACAAGAACUACACCCCCAACGCGCUGAUCGACCUCGUGGCCCGCAUCCUCGCCCUCGUCCCGCCGUGGACCCGCAUCUACCGCGUCCAGCGCGACAUCCCCAUGCCGCUCGUCACCGCCGGCGUCGAGAACGGCAACCUGCGCGAGCUGGCCCUCGCGCGCAUGAAGGACUUCGGCACCAGCUGCCGCGACGUGCGCACCCGCGAGGUCGGCAUCAACGAGGUGAAGAACAAGAUCCGGCCGAGCCAGGUCGAGCUCGUGCGCAGAGACUACGUCGCCAACGGCGGCUGGGAGACGUUCCUGGCCUACGAGGACCCGAAGCAGGACAUCCUGAUCGGCUUGCUGCGUCUGAGGAAGCUCAGCAAGACGCACAACUUCCGCCCCGAGCUGACGGGUCAGCCGACGAGCAUGGUGCGCGAACUUCACGUUUACGGCACGGCGGUGCCGAUGCACGGUCGUGAUCCCAAGAAGUUCCAGCACCAGGGCUUCGGUACUCUGCUGAUGGAGGAGGCGGAGAGGAUUGCGAGGGAGGAGCACGGGAGUAAGAAGAUCAGCGUUAUCUCCGGUGUGGGUGUGCGGGAUUACUAUCGGAAGCUUGGGUACUGGCUGGACAACGGCAUUUACAUGUCCAAGUGGCUCGAUCAGGAUAAGGAUGAGGAUAGUAGUGACGAAGAGUGA